This is a messenger RNA of Cyprinodon tularosa, 3390 nucleotides long. RefSeq names its product plexin-C1-like. Gene Ontology annotation, molecular function: protein binding; semaphorin receptor activity. Gene Ontology annotation, cellular component: semaphorin receptor complex. The transcript has 16 exons. The coding region runs from base 55 to 2835 and encodes 926 amino acids. Lineage: Eukaryota; Metazoa; Chordata; Actinopteri; Cyprinodontiformes; Cyprinodontidae. Gene Ontology annotation, biological process: regulation of cell migration; positive regulation of axonogenesis; negative regulation of cell adhesion. The record is from RefSeq and is a predicted model, not a curated record.
UAUCUAACCAACCUGCAGUCUGUCUGAUUUCAGAGCUGCCUCCUUUAGAGCAAGAUGAUCCUGCUGCUGGUUCUGCUUUGCUCCAUCUGGGGAGAACCUGCUCUGGCUCUGGAGGAGAACAAAGCUUUCAGUUUAGGAGGAGACCUCCAGCAGCUCUCAGUGAGCCACGACUCUGUUUACAUCUCUACAGAGAAGAAGCUUUACCAGCUGAGCCACGACCUGACUGUGAUCCACAGCCUGAACCAGAGAGGGAUCCUAAAGAACCCGGGUCAACUGAGCAAAGAGGAGUUUCAUCGGGUCUCAAUGAAUGCUCCCUGGAAUGCAACUUUCACCAUAAAUGCUUUAUUACCUUUAGUGAACAAUGGGACAUUGAUCGUCUGCGGUGGGACAGACAAAGCCUGUGGUUACUGUGAGGUUCUGGACCUGAGGGACAUCUCUAAGCUGGUGUUCAGAGAACACAUCCAGGUGGGACCUCUGAGGGACAGCAGAGGUUCUGUCAGCUUUCUGGUGGACGUGAAGAAGGAUUCAGGUCAGACUGAGACGUACAUCCUGACCGCCAUCCAGAAUCACAGAGAGAAGCCAGAGGAAAGCAGGUGUCCAUCUGAAUUAAAGACAAUCAACCUUCUAAACACAGAUCAGAAACAGUCUGGGGGGAUAUUUGCUUCGUCUGAAGAAGGAGAAACACCUGGAAUCCAAACUGAAGCUGAUGUAGAUUUUGUGGAUGGAUUUCAGAUCAACUCAACAGUGUUUCUGUUCUCCAACGUGGCAUCAGGAGCUAAAACCAACAAAGUCCGUCUGAUUUGGCUUCAGGCUGAAACCAGUAAAGCUCAGACUCUAAAGUCUCUUGGUGGAGCGACUCUCAGUAGCUCUGACGGAGGUGAAGGCAGCAGACUGCUGGCCUCCUCGCUCAUCCCAGGAGGACAGCAGGUCCUUUGGAGCGGAGUGUUCAGUUUGGAUGGAGGAGAGACCAACACUGAGCUGCUGCUGUUUGACAUCAGUCCUGAUCAGAGCAGGACAACAGGCACCGAUCCAGACUUCUAUUACUCAUCAAACAAGCCUAACAAGCCGACAGAACCAAAGACCCUGAAACCAGAGAUAGUUCUUCUGAAAUACCAUCACAUGACCUCAGUGUUGGCCAUGAGGCAGGGCGACUGGAUGGUCUUCUUCUUUGGAACUGCUGAUGGAUUUCUUAUUAAGUUUGCUGUGGACUUGAAUUAUAAGCCCACCUGUCCAAAGGUGGUCUACAGAGCAACCGGAGAGCACAGAGUCUUUCUCAAAAUCAUUUUGGAUCAAGCGGAUCAGAAACAUGUGUAUUUGCAGUUUAAAAACAAGAUUAGUCGUGUUCCGGUCUCUAACUGCAGCACUCACAGAGAUGUGAAUGAAUGUCUGUCUGCACAGGAUCCCCACUGUGUGUGGUGCGUCUCUGAAGGCAGCUGCACAUUUGAAAAUCACUGCAGAGAUUCAGAGUGGUUGUCCAUACCUAAUGACACUCAGAAGAAAAUCGUUUCCCACAAACUUGUGAGGGACUCCAGUGGAAAUAUCAAACUAGUGAUUCAGACACACCUGGAAAAGCACCUGAAAGUUCCUUCUAACUUCACCUGUGAAUUCUCCACUAAUUCCAGUCAGCUUUGUGGCCAAAAUGGCCUUUCAGCACAGUUCCCUCAAUGCAACUGCAUCCUUCCAACUUUUCCUAAUAAUGAUCUUGAUGUCACCAUAAAGAUCAGCCUUGGGAACUCUAAGCUGACAGAGCAGAGAAAGAUAACCAAUUGUUCAAGUAUUAAUGGACAACCACAUUUUUUUUCGUGCCGUCAGUGUAUGAAAGCUGGAUGUCAGUGGAGAGAUAACCGCUGUUCCUGGUCCAGUAAACUUGCUCAGGAUGAACAUGUUUGCAUGAAGAUGGAGGCUGUGAUGAACAUUUCUGUACCAGACAUCACCUCCAUUACACCUCAUGUUGUGUCUCUGUAUGGGAAAAACCAUGCUGUACUGUCAGGGCAUCACCUCAGCAAUGUGAUUGGAGUGAGAAUCCAGACAGACAUCAACUGUCAUUCACAGGAAUCUCCUGUGUGGAACAACACUGAUGUCUCGUUGACCUUCCACCUUCCACCCACCGAAACCAGAAAUGUGGUUGAGGUGUGUGUUCUUCUUCCAGAUGGUAGCUGCCACGGAAGUGCUGCAGUCACUUAUCAGUCUUCACCAGUCUGCACUGACAUCGUACCACAGAGCAGCUGGAGAAGUGGGAAGAGGAAAGUCCGGCUCAUUGGGACCAGCCUGGAUUUUGUGGAGGGAUUGAUUCAGAGCCACGUCCAACAGCAGGUGUUUCUGCCCAGGAACAGCAGCUUCCAGAUUCUCACUUUUGAAAGCCGUGCAGCAGAAAACGCGCAGACUAGCAGCAGCGCCAUAUUCAUGAAGGUUGCCAAUCAAACGCUGCCCUGUUUGCUGAAACUAACCUACCAUCCUGAUCCCAACUUUACAGGCUUCACGACCAAGAGAAUCGGAAAUGACACCCGCAUUAUUAUUCACAAAAGUUGUGAUAAACUAGAGAUGUCAGCAGCAGAGGUGUUAGUGUGGGGCAUUCAGGACACAAAGCAACUUCCCUGCAUCUUGGAAGUCGAGGAAAACAGUAAUAAAACAGACUUUAUCUGUGAAAUCAGAGGAGUUCAGAAUACUAACAUUAAGCAGAUAAAGAUUAAAAAUGGUGACACAACAGUGUUGAUGCAGCCUCUGUCUUCAUUGCAUGAAGGCCUUUUGAUUCUGCAUUUCCUUCUCAAAGGCUCUAUUCUUACUGUGAUGGUGGUUCUCUAUGUGCAGCAAAAGAGGAACCAGUCCUUUCUUUAGCGACUGAGUCGCUCCCCAUAAAUAUGCCAGGAUUCUCUGCAGCGUCGUGAAGAGAGAAACAAUAAUUUAUAUCCUGUGAUUAGAAAUCCAUCACCCGUUAGACUAAAUGAGACAUUUAAAAUUAGAGAACAUGACAGAAAUCUAUGGACUGGAAACUAAUUCAGGAGUGAAGAGACAUUUCUAUUGGUCUGCAUAAACAUUUAUUAGCAGCUAAUUUUUAUUGGUCAGGAGCAAAUGUUUUAGGAUUCGACGCUUUCUGGACUCUUUGGUUCUGUUUAAGUUCUGCUUUAUUUGAUGUUAACCUGUGUUUGUAAAAAUUUUGAUCAUUUUUGAAGCCAUAGUUUUACUCUCCCUUUCACUUUCUCUUUUCAGCAUUUUUGGUAUUAUUUAGUCUUUGCUCUAAUUUUAGUUGUACUCAGUUUUAUUUCCUUUAGCUUUAAGUUCUUUCCUAGUUACAGACAGAUCCUAUUUUCCCUGGUUUUUCUUUACUGCCCCCUGGUGUCCCGUUUCUUUCCUCUUUGCACCUUUCUAUUUGCUCCUGUCCACACCUGCUCC